CGAGUUUUUGUGUUUUCUAGAGCAAAUGGUAGCAGGGCGCUGACAAAACACACACAAAAGUGUGAAAAGCUUGCAUAAUUUUCCGACGUGUGUGCCUGUGUGCUGCGACUGGUUGAGCAUUUCUAAGCAGGAUCUAAUUUUAUCGCCCCUUUCUGCGUCGAAAAAGCAGGAACACAUAGGAGUGGAUGGAUUAGUGCUGCAUUCAUUUUUUUUUAUGUUGGUGCUUGCUUUAAGGGUUAGUUAGUGCAAAGAGGAAGAAGAUCAGUUAAAUCCAUCAUCUCCGUGCAGUGUGCUGAUUAGAUGGGCGAGCCUGCUGAUCCGGAACAUCACUUUCUUCGUGAGUUGCAGCAGCAGAAAGGAAACAUUGAAACAUAACAUCCCUUCUUCAAACUCAUCGUUCGAUGAACAGCGGUGUGCUUUCGUCGGUCGAGUGCUAGUUAAUGUUUUCGUUUCAUUCCGUGUGUGUUUGUUUCGGAAGAUAGCGGCCAACACACAGGAAAGCCACAUGUGCGAGUGAAGUGAGUGUUUGUUGUGCAGUGUGCAGGGUUUCGUGAUUUUUGUGGUGGGAGAAAGGAAAGAAAACACUUAAUAGUGGAAAUUUAGUGAAAAUAAUAUAUAGUGCCGGGUGAUCAUCGUGUUACAUACUGCUUAAUUGAAUGUAAAACGGAAGUAAAAGCAUCUCGAUUCACAGCAGAAGAAAGAGAAGCGAGAGAGAAAAACAACAACAACAGAUCAUCUUUUUGUGAAGGUGAUCUAUUGGGGAGAUAUUGUUCAAUCCGAUCAACGGCGACAUGACAUAGGGCAGAAAUAAGAAUAAACCUGCGCGGUAAAUUGUGUUGCAGACGUAGCAACUUUAGAAACACCAACAUCAACAAAGACCCCAACCCACAACACGAGGAUCAUCUUUGAAAAUUUGUAGCUGCUAGUGCAGCAAAAAGCGGUGUAAAGAUGGGAGACGUCGAUCCGGAAACACUUUUGGAAUGGCUCUCGAUGGGACAGGGCGACGAGCGCGAUAUGCAACUGAUUGCUUUAGAGCAACUCUGCAUGCUCCUGCUAAUGUCCGAUAAUGUAGAUAGAUGCUUUGAAAGUUGUCCACCGAGAACGUUCCUGCCCGCUCUGUGUAAAAUAUUCCUUGACGAGCUAGCGCCGGAAAACGUGCUGGAAGUGACUGCCCGGGCCAUCACGUACUAUCUGGACGUGUCCUCCGAGUGUACCCGCCGGAUCGUCGCCAUUGAUGGCGCCAUCCGUGCAAUCUGCAACCGGCUCGAGGUGGCCGACCUCGAAAGCCGAACUAGUCGCGAUCUCGCCGAACAGUGUAUCAAGGUGCUGGAGCUGAUAUGCACCCGGGAAGCGGGUGCCGUAUUCGAGGGCGGUGGCCUAAACUGUGUGCUCACCUUUAUCCGCGACAGCGGUUCGCAGAUCCACAAGGACACGCUGCAUUCGGCCAUGGCGGUCGUUUCGCGGCUGUGCACGAAGGUCGAACCGCAGGGAGCGAAUGUGCAAACGUGCGUGGAAAGCCUUAGCACGCUGCUGCAGCAUGAAGAUCCGCUCGUGGCGGAUGGUGCGUUGAAGUGUUUCGCCUCUGUUGCGGAUCGAUUCACACGCAAAGGAGUCGAUCCUGCACCGUUGGCUGAGUACGGGCUGGUGAAGGAACUGCUCAAUCGGUUAAGCAAUGCUGCCGGUGGUCCACAGAUUUCAUCCGGUGGCGGUGGUACAGCAGCGAUCUCCUCCAGCUUGGGAACGAACUCCUCGUCGCACCCGGAAUCAUCACCGUCAACCGCGCAGCUGUCGUCGUCCGCACCAAAGACGGCACAAGGUGCGAUGGAAGCGGGCAGAUCGAGCCAAUCGAUCGCAACCACCAUAUCGCUGCUGUCAACACUGUGCCGCGGUUCGCCCUCGAUCACGCACGAUCUGCUCCGUUCGAAUUUGCUCGAGGCGAUGGAACGCGCGUUCAAGGGAGACGAACGAUGCGUGCUGGACUGUAUGCGAUUAGCUGACCUAAUUCUGUUGCUGCUUUUCGAGGGCCGGCAAGCGCUCGGACGUGUGGGGGGAUCGCAAGGUCAACUAGCGCCGCGAGUAAGACGGGCCGAUUCCAGUACGGAGCGUACCCAUCGUCAGCUGAUCGAUUGCAUCCGCAGCAAGGACACCGAGGCACUGAUCGAAUCGAUCGAGUCCGGUGGUAUCGAUGUCAAUUGCAUGGACGAUGUGGGACAAACGCUGCUAAACUGGGCGUCCGCAUUCGGCACGCUGGAAAUGGUGGAGUUUCUGUGUGAUAAGGGAGCGGACGUGAACAAGGGACAGCGCAGCUCGUCCCUUCACUAUGCGGCCUGCUUCGGGCGACCCGGUAUUGCGAAGGUGCUGCUCAAGCAUGGUGCAAAUCCGGACCUGCGCGAUGAGGACGGUAAAACACCGCUCGAUAAGGCACGCGAACGUCCGGAUGAAGGCCAUCGAGAGGUGGCCUCAAUCCUGCAGUCACCGGGAGAAUGGAUGAUGGCGGCUACAAGGUCGGAUGUGAAGUGUGGGGAAAGCGGUGAUGAGGCGGGAGGUGUGGGCGAACCACGGGGCGACCCAGAGAUGGCGCCAGUGUAUUUGAAGUUUUUCCUACCGACGUUCUGCAAAACUUUCCAAAGCACAAUGCUUGCUAGUGUGCGUAGAUCUAGCCUAGGACUUAUCAAGAAAAUGAUCCAGUAUGUUCAACCGGAAGUUCUUUCGAAGCUAUGCUCUUCGGAGGGUUUGCAAAGCUACGAGCAAAGCUUGGGCACGCUACUGGUCGAAGUCAUCGCGAGCGUACUAGACAAUGAGAUUAGCUACAGCUGGCCACCGUUGACCCAACCAUCAACGUCGUCAUAUCCGCCUCCUCUGCCGAUCCUAACCGUGCCGCGUAAUAGUUCUAGUAGUGUUAGCAAUAAUAUUCUAACCAAGCACAGCUGCGCCGAGCGGUUGAGCAAGUUUGUGCAGGCCAAGCGACAGAGGCGCAAUUCUAGCAGCUACAUAAUACCACCGCCGCCGCCAUUACUUCCGUUGACACCACCACCAAUCUCGGCAAGAGCAAAACCCGACUCGGACGAAGACGCGGAUGAAGAACGGAACGGUUCCAAAAGCAAUAACAAUAGUAACGACACCACCAAUCCUCGUAAUCGCACCCAAAGCAAUUGGUCAGAUCUUAGCAUUGCGGAUGAUGAAGAUGGCCAUCUGGUGGUGCUUACGAUUAUACAAGAGCUUAUGUCAAAAACGCAAAACGAUUUCCUCGAUCACUUCGCACGGUUGGGUGUUUAUACGAAAGUUCAAGCACUGAUGGGUGAGCCGAGCUUCGACGGUAACGACAAUAAUGAUGUGAUUAAAUCUACAUCUGAUGAUGCAAAAUCUGCGUCUACGGAAGCAUCCGGUUCCGGUAGCGUAACGGUAACACCGAGUGGAUCUAGUGGCCCGGUAGUAGUAACUGCUUCAGCUACCGGUUCGACGGUGGCUGUAGAGGACGCCAAGGAGAUACUCCACGGAAAGGCUUACCAUUGGCACGAUUGGAGCAUUUGCCGUGGGCGCGAUUGUUUGUAUGUGUGGUCGGAUUCGGCUGCACUGGAGCUUUCGAAUGGAUCAAAUGGAUGGUUCCGGUUCAUUCUCGACGGUAAACUCGCGACGAUGUACUCUAGUGGAAGCCCCGAGAAUGGUAGUGAUAGCACGGGCAAGGAAAAAUCCUCCGAUCCCAACGUACCUAACGAAGAAAACCGUGGAGAAUUUCUGGAAAAGCUUCAGCGUGCCCGUGCCGCUGUACGCCAGGGUACUGUAUCACUGCCCAUCCUGUCGGCGCCUAGUUUAGCUCGCAUUGCGGUCGGCAAUUGGGUGCUGCAAAGUCAAAAAGAACAUCAACUACAUAUCAACAAUUCCGAGGGCCACCAGGUAACGAUCCUACAGGACGAGCUGCCCGGUUUCAUCUUUGAGAGCAAUCGGGGCACAAAACAUACAUUCACCGCAGAAACAACGUUGGGACCAGACUUUGCAGCCGGCUGGAUAAACACGAAGAAGAAGAAAAUGCGCUGCAAGGCUGAAGCACAGAAAUAUCAGCUUAAUAAAUUGGCUCGUGAUUUAUACAACCGUUACUUCAAGGCAGCACAAGCUAUACCACGUGGAGCCGUAGCAAAGUUGGCUAAGAUUGUGCAUCAGAUUGAGAUCGCGUUGGAAGAGCAGCAAUCAUCGUCAAAGGUCGCACUCAUCUCCUGCUCAGCACAGCAGAUCACACCAAGUGGUGCCGGCGUAAGCUGGCAGGAGAAGCUCUUCAACGCGUUAAACGAACUGGUACAUCUGCUGAAUGAGGACGGUGUAAUUAGUGCGUACGAGAUGUACAGCUCCGGUUUGGUACAGGCGCUAGUGGCAGUGCUUUCGCCCAACUACUGGGAUCUGGGCAUGAACCGCAACAAAGCGAACAAAUAUCAAAAGCAACGACUAUCGAUCUUUAAGAAGUGUAUGUACGGAGGUGAAAUGAAAACAGGCAAAAACACGGCAGCUAUUCUGGUGCAGAAGUUGGUUGCGGUGCUGGAAAGCAUCGAAAAAUUACCGGUGUACAUGUACGACUCUCCAGGCGGCAGUUACGGGCUUCAAAUAUUGACAAAAAAGCUAAGCUUCCGAUUGGAGCGUGCGACUUGCGAGCAGACGCUGUUUGAUCGGACGGGUCGCAACCUCAAGAUGGAACCGUUAGCAACGGUGGGACACUUGAAUAAAUAUCUACUGAAAAUGGUCGCCAAGCAGUGGUACGAUAUGGAGCGAUCAUCGUUUCUGUACCUAAGGAAGAUGAAGGAAGCGAAGCCGGGCUCGCUGCAGUUUAAGCAUCGGCAUGAUUUUGAUGAGAAUGGAAUUAUCUACUAUAUCGGUACGAAUGGAAAGACACUCGAGUGGGUGAAUCCGGCCCAGUACGGUCUAGUGACCGUGACGAGCAGUGAAGGCAAACAGCUACCGUACGGCAAGCUGGAGGAUAUCUUGUCGCGCGACAGCGUCAGCGUAAAUUGUCACACAAAGGACAACAAAAAGUCGUGGUUCGCGAUCGAUCUGGGAAUAUUCAUUAUUCCGACUGCGUACACGCUUCGGCACGCACGUGGGUAUGGUCGUUCAGCGCUGCGCAAUUGGAUGUUCCAGAUGUCGAAGGAUGGCGUCAACUGGAUUACAAUGCUAACUCACACGGACGACAAAAGUCUGGCGGAACCGGGCAGCACGUGCACUUGGCCCAUCGACAGUCCCGCCGAUGAACAGCAGGGCUAUCGGCAUGUGCGCAUUCAUCAAAACGGACGCAACGCAUCCGGACAGACGCAUUAUUUGAGUCUAAGUGGGUUUGAAAUCUAUGGCAAGGUGAUGUCGGUGUGUGAAGACAUGGACAAAACGGCAGCCAAAGAGAACGAAGCAAAGUUGCGCAAAGAGCGACGUCAAGUUCGUUCGCAACUUAAAUACAUCACCGAUGGAGCGCGUGUCGUUCGCGGUGUAGACUGGCACUGGGACGAUCAGGAUGGCAAUCCACCCGGUGAAGGUACGGUCAUCGCCGAGAUUCAUAAUGGUUGGAUAGAUGUUAAGUGGGACCAUGGUAUGCGCAAUUCGUACCGUAUGGGAGCAGAGGGCAAAUAUGAUUUGAAGCUGGCCAAUGUCGAUGGAUUGGUAGCAGGUGCGUACGAUCUGCACAACAGCGGCAUUUCCAUAACGACCGGUGGCGGUGGUGGUGGAAACAAUAAUCAGUUUUCAUCUUCCGCCAACGUCCAAUGCGAGGUGGAUGGUGCUGUAUCCGGUAAGAAGAAGCUGUACGACAAGUCGUUGAAUGUGUUAACCAGCCGAAAAUCCAACUCGACACCUAGUUUGCCGGAUGCGACGACCGAAAACCGAUCGUCCGUUGCUUCCACCGAACAGGCGACAUCAGCCGACAACCUGUCCUGGAAGCAGGCUGUAGAAGUGAUCACAGAGAAUGUACUUUCUUCAGCCCGCUCUGACCUGGCUACGGUCGGUAGCGGUGGAAGUAGUAACGAUUUGUCCUCCUCGGUAGUAACUUCAGGUACUGGUGGUAGCAACAACCAAGAAGUAUCCGUCACGGUACAUUCAUCGUUAAGCGAACGAGGUAACAAUAUUCCCGAUCUGUCCCAAAUUAACAGCAGCACAUCGAUGUUGGUGUCCGAUUUGGCCACCAUUACGGAGAAUCUGUCUCUGUCGGAUGGUCCGGCAAAACAGAGUGCUACAGCAACAUCAUCUACUGGCACCGGUCAGCAGUUUGUGAGCAACAUUAGCGGCAAUAGCGGUACCGGUGUUCCCGUUCUGAUGGGCUCCUCAUCCUCGUCAUCCUCUUCGUCGUCUACGGAGGAAAAUAACAAAACGAACAACAUCAACGAAACGAAUAAUAAAAUCAAUCUAACAAGCGGCAGUGGUGGCAGCAGUGUGGCCAGCGGUAGCAGUGCAUCCAGCGGAAAGGCUGGCCUAUCCUACCUGCAGACAAGGCUGGACAUGAUGGGAAAGAUGCGCGAGGGCGUAGACAUGCUUCGAAACAACACGAACAAUUUCCUCUCAUCGGAGUUGCUCACCCAAUCGAAUCUGCUUUCGUCCGUAAAGAUUGCAUUCCCUCCAAUUCCACCAGCCACUACCACCACCGGUAGUGGCGGCGUUGUUGGAGGUGCAUCGUACGGAAAUAGCAUUUUUGUGGCAAGCACAAGCACCGGCACAAAUCCAGCGGCACCAUCAGCGACGGCUUCAUCAGGCGCCAAAACACCUACGGAUAAGUUCGAUGUGAAGUUCAAUAAUACCGCCUCAUCCAAUGGGUCUACUGCUUGUGUGAACACGUUCAAGAAGGUCCUUAACGAAGCUAAACAGUUCUCAUCGGCGGUCGAUUCAUCGUCAACCGGUGGGCGUGAUGCAACGAAUAACUUGAAGAACAACAUAGUGGUAGUCGGAUCAACUGAAACGGUUCUGGGAGCUUCUCAGGACGAUCCCAAUGCAGAGUGUCUGUUGGGAUCCGUUUCCGGUAGCGAUGGCGUUAAUGUGGUUCCCGUAGUGGUGCCCUCGUCGAAUCCGAUGAGCGUCAGUGUACCAAAUCUGACGAGCAGCGGCAAUGGAAGCAAUAACCAUCAGCAUCAUCACCACACGCAUCACCAUCACCACCACCAUCAUCAUCCGGAUAGUGCGUCAGCGAUGCAGAAUGAAGCCCAAGCACCGCCACCAGGGCUGCUCGAAACCUUCGCCGCUAUUGCACGUCGACGUACAUCUGGAAGUGGUUCGAAUUCCGCCACCAUCGCAAACAACAACAAUGAAAACAAUAACGCCACAUCAAAUCCAUCGUCAUCGUCGACCUCUUCGCAGCAGACGGUGCCGAUCAAUAAUCAGUUGAUUAGCAGCGGAGGUAGCGGAGCGCUCGUGGGCGGUGUAUUGCAGAACAAUAGUAACUUUUUCCCGCGUGGACCAAAUUCGGUUACGAGCUUGGUAAAGCUGGCACUCUCCACCCACACUGGGCUACUGAGCACAGCGCAAAGUUAUCCGAGCCUGUUCAGUUCCUCCUCAAACAACAACACAUCGUCCGGCCCGGGCGGAGGGGGUAACAGUGGCAGUGGGAACAACAACAAUACCAACAACAUGGUUGGCGUGGGACAGGUAAAUCCACUGAAUCCUGCACUGACCAUGAGUCUAACCUCAACCUCAAGCGAUAGUGAGCAAGUAUCGUUGGAGGACUUUUUGGAGCAAUGCCGCGCACCGACACUGCUCGGUGACCUGGAAGACGACGAAGACAUUGAGGAUGAAAACGACGACGAUGAGAACGAAGAUGAGUACGAGGAGGUAGGCAACACAUUGCUGCAAGUGAUGGUAUCUCGCAAUCUGCUAUCCUUCAUGGAAGAACGAACGUUCGAGAAUCGACUCCCAACGGCUGGAAAGCGAAAAUCCUGGGAUGAUGAGUUUGUGUUGAAACGUCAAUUUUCCGCACUCAUUCCUGCGUUUGAUCCACGCCCUGGCAAGACCAAUGUCAAUCAGACGAGCGAUCUCGAUAUUCCGGCACCGGGAAGUAGCAGUGGACGAGUAGCGGCAGAUGCGAUAGAUCCAACGGAACCCUCGUCUUCUGGCAAGUGUAACGUUUUGGAACAGGGAAGCCAUGCAACGAUGUCCUCAUUACCGCAGCCAACGCUGUCACUGAUUCUGCGCGGUCCGAACAUAAAUGGUGUGAACGAUGUUGAGGUUGAUCUGACACAUACAGACUGGACCAUUUUCCGUGCCGUACAGGAGUUGAUGCUACAGACAUCUAUGCCCAAGCAGGACAAGUUCCGCAAAAUCUGGCAACCAACGUACACGAUCAUUUACCGAGAGGCUACCCCAGGGUCGUCCUCUUCGCUGUUGGCAGGUGGAAAAGAAGACUUCAGUAGCGGAGAAGAGGGUCGUGCUACACCGAUCAUCUCGCUCUACUCCCAGCGCAGCCACGGAUCGACAUUAUCGCCCAGCUCACCAAUUCCCGGGACACCGUCGAUUACCGGUGGUGCAGGCCCCAGCAGCGGAGGAGCUUUGUCCGCACCUGCAUCGUGCGGCAAUCAGCAGUACUGUUCGGUGGAGGAUGUACUGCAGUUACUGUCGCAGCUCAACAGCAUCAACCAGUCGCUGGCCUCCGCGCCGUCGAACAACGACAAGAAUUUGAUGCCGGACGUCGAGUCCCAUUACCUAAAUCCGGAGGUGUUCAUGAGCAAGAAGAUCACGAACAAACUGCAGCAGCAGAUCCAGGAUCCGCUCGUCCUUUCCAGCGGUAGCUUGCCAAAGUGGUGCGAAGAGUACAACCAGACCUGUCCGUUCUUGUUCCCAUUCGAAACACGCCAACUGUACUUCAGCUGUACGGCGUUCGGUGCGUCGCGCAGUAUCGUUUGGUUGCAAUCGCAACGUGACGUUAGUCUGGAACGUCAGCGUGCGCCGGGACUUAGCCCACGCCACGCCGACCAACAGGAGUUCCGUGUCGGACGGUUGAAACACGAACGUGUGAAGGUGCCCCGUGGGGAGAAUCUGCUCGACUGGGCCCAGCAGGUGAUGAAGGUACACUGCAAUCGAAAGUCAGUGUUAGAGGUAGAGUUUGUCGGAGAAGAAGGUACCGGAUUAGGACCGACGCUGGAAUUCUACGCGCUCGUGGCGGCUGAGCUGCAGCGAAGCGAUCUCGGCAUGUGGCUGUGUGAUGAUGAGGAACCGAAGCUGAUUGAGGACGAGAUCGACCUUGGGGAGGGCAGCAAACCGAUCGGAUAUUAUGUGCGCCGUUCGACGGGUCUCUUCCCAGCACCGUUACCACAAGAUUCGGAUAUCUGCGAAUAUGUGUCCAACUACUUCUGGUUCCUAGGUGUGUUUUUGGCAAAAGUGUUGCAGGACAACCGGUUGGUCGAUUUACCACUGUCCAACAGCUUCCUGCAGCUGCUCAGCCACAGUCGCUCCAUAUCACGGGGUACGUCCAGCCAUUCGCUGUUCGGCGGCGGUAAAUCGGGUGUAAGCGAUGAUAUUAUGAUCUCGUCCAUCAUGUCGGAGGAAAGCGAUCGCGAUCGUGAUCUGCUGGUGGACUCUUACCAGUCCAAGAUGGCGACCAGCGAUGGUGCGUGGUACGAUGGUAUACUGUCGCAGGAGAACCUGCAGGAGAUUGACCCAAUACGGUACCAAUUUCUAAGGGAGCUGCAAGAGCUGGUGCAGCAGAAGCAAAACAUCGAGCAGAACGAUAUGCUCAGCUCGGAGGAGAAGCUCCAGCAGAUCAGUGAGUUGAAGCUAAACACCAAAACGGGCUGUGUGGCAUUGGAGGAUCUGGCACUUACAUUUACUUAUCUGCCGAGCUCGAAGAACUACGGCUACGCGUCAGCCGAUCUGAUACCGAACGGAUCGAACAUUGAUGUGACGAUUAACAACGUGGAGGAGUACUGCAAUCUGACGAUUGCAUUCUGCCUGCAGGAAGGCAUCGCUAGGCAGCUGGCCGCAUUCCACCGUGGAUUCUGUGAGGUGUUCUCGCUGAACAAGCUGGCCGCAUUUACGCCGGAUGAGAUACGUAAGAUGCUGUGCGGUGAACAGAAUCCGGAGUGGACGCGCGAAGACAUCAUGACCUACACCGAACCGAAGCUGGGAUAUACCAAGGAAAGUCCUGGCUUCCUGCGCUUUGUCAACGUGCUGAUGGGCAUGAAUGGAUCGGAAAGGAAGGCGUUCCUGCAGUUCACCACCGGAUGCAGCAGUCUCCCGCCCGGUGGUUUGGCAAAUCUACAUCCGCGACUCACGGUGGUGCGAAAGGUAGAUGCUGGCGAGGGUUCCUAUCCGUCAGUGAACACCUGCGUGCACUAUCUCAAGCUGCCGGACUACCCGAACGAGCAGGUCCUGCGCGAGCGUUUGUUGACGGCCACCAAGGAGAAAGGGUUCCAUCUGAACUAAAUCAAACUGUGCUGUUGUUAUGAACUGUUGUUUGUAGUGUUAUGCGAAACAUAAUUAGAUUGCGAAAAUGACUGAACGGAUAGAAAAGGGCGGAGAGAAGGGUACGUGGGUAGUGAGUAGGUGUGUGCGUGUGUUAAGCAAUGUUGUGUUUUAGCGUAAGGGAAAACGAAGAUGUAGGCAACGAUCAGAUGAAACGCCGCUACGCGAAGCAAAUGGUUAGAUGAAAUGGGAUUCAUUACUACUUUUACACACCUCUGUUUGAUCCGCUGAACCGGCUAAAGAUGUUAUAAUAUUAGUAACCGAGCACACAACAAUACACACAUACCAAACCAGUACACAAUUAAAAACCUUCUCUCACAGCUUAUGGUUCAAGCAAAUUCAACCGAUGGCACGAUUGAUGAAUGAACGUAAGCGAUAAAUACUAGAGCAAAAAAUGAAAAGAAACAAUAAGCUUUUUGUUCUUGAAUAUAUGCAUGGCUGCAAGUACCGAUGUUGGGUAAAAAAAAUAGGUUUAAAGGCUAGAGAACAACCAUCAGAGAUGCAAAUUAUUUCUUCUUUGCGUUACACACUAUAAGGUUCUUCUGCACUUAUCUUAUUGCUGCUACACAAUGCUACCUUCUUGCUAACUCUGAAAAUAAAACUAAAACUCUGAAAGUAGUUUUCUGUAUGAGUGACUGUGUGCCUGCGUGUGCAUCUGUAGUGUGUUAAGGGUUUUGCAUGUGAAAUUAUAGUUAGUCUUUUGCGAUGGAUGAAUAACUGAAAGCUUCUUCAUCUAAUUCUACGGACGAAUAGAUAGAACAAAAAACCAACUAACACAAAAAAACAACAAAGAGAAAACUUUGCGUGUGAAAAUGUAUGUGAUGAAUGGUAGAAAGCAAAGAAGGAGUAAAAUGGCAGAAUAGACAAAAAAAUGGUACUAACUAUGAGUUCUUUUGUUUGUGAUUGAUUAUUACAUUAAAUGUUGCACACGAUUGCUUUUACAAAAGAGAUAAAAACCCCAAAAUGUGUGCGUGUGUGUUGUGAGUAUGUGUGCUGUUUUGCCCAAGGCAUUAUUAGAGAUGUUUUGUGUAUGUGCGUGCGCAUGUAAGCAGGAAGUGGGAAAGGGCACAUUGGUUUGGUUUCAUGUGCAUCCGAGACACCAUUUACUAAAUUCAUAAGUAACGAAUAUGUAGCUAGUUUCGGAACCUCCUGUGUACGGUGUCUUCAACUCUGUAUAUAACUACCACCACCAAACACAAACAAUUCUGCCCGGGGAGGGCGAAUUACUUGCGUAGCCCCGGAAUUCGAAACAUAUAGAAAAAAAAGUUAAUGCAAAGUACACUUAAACACUCACGUUUUCGUGCACAGGCACGGCACGUGUCCGUUUGUCCCAAAGGGCGUGUGGAAUUGAAGUUUUCAUUAAAAAAAAUUAAUAUAAUAUACCCUUAUAUAUUAGUAUUCUUUGGAUGGAAGGUUCACAUGGCAAAAUAGUUUGAGCGGCGUAGCAAAUACAAAAAUCUAGAACGCAAGUACAGGAGUAACGUUUACAUAUUAAGUAGACUGUUAGGAAAGAAUAUAACAGCAAAGAGAAAGAGAAAUCAAGAAAAGCAGAAAAAUGUUAUAGAUGAAUGAGGAACAUUUAAGAAAAAAGAAUAUUGAUUAUAACUCUAUUCAAAGAUAAUGAUACACAAUUAAUAAAUGCAGAUGCUCUACACACUAAAAUCUUAAACCACAAAACACACACAGUCUCAGUCUUGUUGCGUGAGUUCAAGAAUCUAGACACACACACACAACAUACUUAAAAAGCUCCUAUAAUACACGAAUUAUGCGAGGAUAGUAAGACAAAAAUAAUAAAAAAAAUUAAUAAAACACAAAAA
Anopheles funestus (African malaria mosquito) is the source of this 12227-nucleotide messenger RNA. RefSeq names its product E3 ubiquitin-protein ligase Ufd4 (gene Ufd4). Lineage: Eukaryota; Metazoa; Arthropoda; Insecta; Diptera; Culicidae. Gene Ontology annotation, cellular component: nuclear speck. Gene Ontology annotation, molecular function: protein binding; ubiquitin protein ligase activity; metal ion binding. The coding region runs from base 949 to 10371 and encodes 3140 amino acids. Gene Ontology annotation, biological process: anatomical structure development; proteasome-mediated ubiquitin-dependent protein catabolic process; protein K63-linked ubiquitination. The record is from RefSeq and is a predicted model, not a curated record. The transcript has 11 exons.